This is a messenger RNA of Colletotrichum karsti, 675 nucleotides long. RefSeq names its product RNA recognition domain-containing protein. Bases 1 to 675 code for a protein of 224 amino acids. NCBI's taxonomy places the organism in Eukaryota, Fungi, Ascomycota, Sordariomycetes, Glomerellales, Glomerellaceae. The record is from RefSeq and is a predicted model, not a curated record. The transcript is spliced from 2 exons. Gene Ontology annotation, molecular function: RNA binding.
AUGUCGGACGUCAAGCCCGAGGAGAAGCCCGUGGAGGACCACGGCGUCGAGAACAAAAGCGUCGCGGACGAUGACGGUCACGAUGAGGUGCGCAGAGAGAAAGCCGCGGAGAUCUCGGCGAUGAAGAGACGCGUCGCCGAGAUGGAAGAGGAGGCUGCUAAGCUCCGCGAGAUGCAAGCAACCCUCGCCCAGCAGAACGAGGACCUGUCUGACGACAAGGGAGACGUCGAUGGUCGCAGCAUCUUCGUCGGCAACGUCGACUACUCGGCCUCUCCCGAGGAGAUUCAGGCUCACUUCCAGAGCUGUGGCUCCAUCAACCGCGUCACCAUCCUGUUGGACAAGUUUAGCGGACAGCCCAAGGGGUACGUGUUAAUCCCGGUAUGCCAAAAAGACGGCGGCAAAGUUAACGUGCUUCUGAACAGAUACGCGUACGUCGAGUUCACCGAGCCCGCCCUCGUCGCCCAAGCUCUCGUCCUCAACGAGAGCGUCUUCAAGGGCCGCAACAUCAAGGUCACCCCCAAGCGCACCAACAUCCCUGGUAUGUCCCGCGGCCGCGGCCGUGGUGGAUUCCGUGGAGGUCGCGGCGGCGGCUUCGGACGCGGCGGUUUCCCUCCCAGAGGAGGUUACCGCGGAGGAUACCGUGGGCGAGGAAGAGGAGGCUUCACACCGUACUAG